UCUAAUAAAUCUGGCCUCCGAAGUCACAGGUGAUGGUGGGCAAAAAUACUUAAAUCACAUUCCUGGCAAGAUUUGAAAUGCCUGGAAGUGAGUUUGAUAAUUAAUCAACUACCUGCUGCCAUCUCUUCAUCCUAUCAGAAUUCAUAAUUCUGUAAACCUGUAAUUCUGAUGUUCAUUGGCAUAUUGUUGAUGAAUGGCUUUGUGAUAAGCUAAGUGUCUUGCAGAAGUGUGACUACACUUGCAGAUGAAUCGGUGCAUCACAGUGGGAUAAAAUUUUGGAUAAUUAAAAAACGGUACUUUUGAAAACUGAGUGUCAGAUGUCUGUGCAUGAGCUCAUCAGUUCUAGUACCAUUAGCAGUUUUGGCUCGUCUUCUAAAUGAGGCUAAAUUAGGCUUCUAAAUCAUUGCUUUUAAAAAAUAUGCUCACUGAUGUGACUGUGUGCUUAUUUAAAAGAUUUGUCAGUGAACUCACUGAUAUCUCGAGAUUGUCAAUCUGUUAAGUGUAUACUUACUUUAAUUGUCUGCUGAUCUGCAGUUGACUCAUUGAGAUCUGUGUCACUCUGCUGCACUAAGCUACAAGCACUGUACUGCUGCUAUUGCAUUAGAAAAAGUCAGAGGAAUCCAGCUAUGUGUGUUUGUGAGAAAUGAAAUGUCCUGAAGAUCGAAUAGCAUUUUAAGGACACGCGUGGAGUUCUGUGCAGUUUGAGAUUAUGCGCUGUGAAUAUAGGCUAUCUCUCAUGCCAAUUUCAGUUCGCCCCUGUGUUAUCUGACAAAGAAAAGGGAAGAAUUUGCCACAGAACCUUCUUGGCUGUUGCCACCUUUUGCUGUGAUCUCUCUGCUUUCCACAUGGGGCAUUUGCAUGGCUAAAGUGUUUUUAAACGCGUUGAGCCGAGUGAAAAGUCAGGGAAAAGCCUGCGGGUCCUUGUGUUCUCCUCGUCUCAUGGCCUCCUCCUCCCUUGGGCUCCCCCCUCCUGUGCUCCACCCCUGCUGUCUGGUAGCAGUAAACGCACAGGAGGAGCGUGUCAUCCAAACAACCAGUCCUCCCAUGUUACUGUUGUACUUGUGAGCAGGUGUCCUGGUAAAAGUGAAAUUGUGCACGUCUAUGCACGUUUGUUAGAAGUAGGCUAUAUUCUCAAAUCAUGCUCAACAAAACAGUUUUAAAAGCUUUUUAAAAAAAAAAUUAUUUUGGGAAAAAAAAACAUUUUAGCAUUAAAAAUAUCGGCAUAGUUUUUUCUUAUCCUUUGAAAGCCAAAAGACUUAGUUUGGUAAAAGAAAGAACACACCUUUCAAUAAAUUUAACUUGUCUGCUGUGAGUGGAUUGGGGGGGAUUUUAAUAAGAAUAAGGAGAACACUUUGGGGUAAUCUGCAGAUCGGUGGGUCCGAUAGGUAUCUGUCAGAUCAAUAGCCAGCCGCAGAUGUGUUGGGAUUGGGGCAACGGAAUGGAUAUGUGUCUUAUGGUUACCUAAAGGACGGUGGGAUAUGAGGACAGGGGAAAUUUGAGGCGCAGGUGUAUUUGACAGAGGAAAGGCCUUGAAGCGUGGAGAUCGGCGAGAGCGUGAGAGGGGAGGACGUCUACAUCGUUCAGAGCGGCUGCGGCGAGAUCAACGACAACCUGAUGGAGCUGCUGAUCAUGAUCAACGCCUGCAAGAUCGCCUCGGCCUCCCGCGUGACCGCCGUCAUCCCCUGCUUCCCCUACGCCCGCCAGGACAAGAAGGACAAGGUGGGGAGUCGAGCGCCCAUCUCCGCCAAGCUGGUGGCCAACAUGCUGUCUGUGUCCGGAGCCGAUCACAUCAUCACCAUGGACCUGCAUGCCUCCCAGAUUCAGGGUUUCUUUGACAUCCCGGUGGACAAUUUGUACGCAGAGCCCGCUGUGCUCAAGUGGAUUAAGGAGAACAUUCUGGAAUGGAAGAACUGCACCAUCGUGUCCCCGGAUGCUGGAGGAGCCAAGAGAGUCACCUCCAUCGCCGACCGCCUGAAUGUCGACUUCGCCCUCAUCCACAAGGAGAGGAAGAAGGCUAACGAGGUUGACCGCAUGGUCCUUGUGGGGGACGUGAAGGACCGAGUUGCCAUUUUAGUCGAUGACAUGGCUGACACCUGCGGCACCAUCUGCCAUGCAGCUGACAAGCUUUUAUCGGCUGGAGCCACCAAAGUGUACGCCAUCCUCACCCACGGCAUCUUCUCUGGACCGGCCAUCUCCCGCAUCAACAACGCCUGCUUCGAGGCUGUGGUCGUCACCAACACCAUCCCACAGGAGGAGAAGAUGAAGCACUGUCCUAAAAUACAGGUGAUUGACAUCUCCAUGAUCCUGGCCGAGGCCAUCCGCAGGACUCACAAUGGCGAGUCUGUCUCCUAUCUCUUCAGCCACGUACCCUUGUAACAAUUCCCUCUCCAGCAGAGAGGCCCCGCCCCACCCUGCCCCCUGCUGCUCUACUGAAAGAGGACUUGCCCCUAACAAUGCCAUUUCUGCUUCCUCUCUUCCUCUCCACCCACCUCCUCCCACCCUGGUUUAAACCUUUACCAUGCCUGAGGUUCCAGAAGUUUAGAAGCCAUUGUGAACCCCCCCCCGCCCCUCCUCCCAUCCUGGUUCUAUCUGUGGUAUCUCCCUCCCCCACUACUAGAAUUUGGGACUUUAAAUCUCCCCCACUGCCACCAUAUCACCAUAUCCCAUGGUCAUAUUGUGUUACAUUGAAGGUCAACUUGCUUUAAUGUUGAUUUCUGUUGUCUAGAAUUUUUCUUUGCGUGUGUCUUUCAGUUUGUUCUAAAGGCAGUGCUCAGCAGCAUGGCGCAAGAAUGAGCUGUGGUUUACAGUACUGCUGAAGGCCAGUUAGACAGGUAGUGCUUGCCUUGAGGACAUGGAUCAAAGCAGAGAGGGUUUGCUUUUGAGAUCUCUGCCAUCCUGUGUCUCUGAAUCUGGGGGGUUUCGCUCAGGGUCUUUGCAGGCUGGAGCUUCCUUUAAAAAAAAAAAAAAAAAGGCCAUAUCUGCUGUUUUUAUGACAUUUUUUUAAUGAACUUCAUUAUGAACGUUUUUUUAAGGAGUGACUUUAGUUUGGUUUUUUUAUUUUUAAUCAAGUCAUGCAUGUGUUACAUUCAGGCUGUUGCUAGUCUGUAUCUGUUAGUUACUGCAAAGUGUACCGUGUUAGACCUCAGGAAGGCGUUCAGUAGUCAGUAUUCUAGCUGUCCCUAUGCUAGUCUUGCUUGAUUCCAAUCCGUGUCAUAGCUUUUGUUUUAUUGUUUUUGAUUUUUAAGUGCAUGAUAUGAUACUGUGACAUUAAAUCAAAUGUUCAAAAGCAUCUCUUAAUGGCUUGUCCUUUCUGUGGUACAACAUGACAAUCCAACACAUGUGGCACUAUUGGGAAAAGUUCCACUCCAGCGUAUUGUGAAGAACAAACAAUAUGAAAUGGAAAAAGAUGACCCUAAACAUACAAAGCCUGAUAUUUUGUGGUACCCUCCAUCAGUGAUCUGUCCUCAAAGCUGUACUAAUGCACAGGAAGAUGAUGUGGAACCGAUCACAGAGAGGACUGCUACAGCAGAAUACACAUGCCAUUGGAAAGCUCCAGGAGUUACCUUAAUCUUUCAUGUUCUUUCUUUCCCUCCCUCUCUCUGCUUCUCUAGUUCUCUGGUUAAGUGUACACUGAACUUGUAGAAGCUGCUGUAGAGACGCCUGCGGUGAAAACAAAGAUGCCUUAAUGAAUCAGAUGUGCGGAACUGUGAAACUGUGACCUCCUGAAAUUUAGUAGGUUGGAGGGGGGAGGCUCCCAGUGUACCUCUGCCUCCCUGACCUGAGAAUGUACUACCUGUGAAAAUGGAAUAAUAAAGUGAUCUCUAGUGUCAAA
Anguilla anguilla (European eel) is the source of this 3832-nucleotide messenger RNA. RefSeq names its product phosphoribosyl pyrophosphate synthetase 1B (gene prps1b). The coding region runs from base 1615 to 2376 and encodes 253 amino acids. The transcript has 7 exons. Gene Ontology annotation, cellular component: cytoplasm; ribose phosphate diphosphokinase complex. Gene Ontology annotation, biological process: ribonucleoside monophosphate biosynthetic process; purine nucleotide biosynthetic process; 5-phosphoribose 1-diphosphate biosynthetic process. Gene Ontology annotation, molecular function: ATP binding; magnesium ion binding; ribose phosphate diphosphokinase activity. NCBI's taxonomy places the organism in Eukaryota, Metazoa, Chordata, Actinopteri, Anguilliformes, Anguillidae. The record is from RefSeq and is a predicted model, not a curated record.